Molecule: messenger RNA, 3817 nt
Organism: Osmia lignaria (orchard mason bee)
Lineage: Eukaryota; Metazoa; Arthropoda; Insecta; Hymenoptera; Megachilidae
Gene: Oseg1
Product: intraflagellar transport protein Oseg1
Biological process (GO): intraciliary retrograde transport; protein localization to cilium; non-motile cilium assembly
Cellular component (GO): non-motile cilium; intraciliary transport particle A
Molecular function (GO): protein binding
Source: RefSeq, a predicted model, not a curated record
UUACAUUCUUCUCGUUAAAAAAUGAAAAUAUUUAACCAAUAUUCCUCAUUUAUUGGCGUUUUUGAGCUUUAUUUAUGUGUGUGUAGAAUUAUUAGAAAGUGUAUUAGUGUGUUAUUUGCUUCAACAUGGCAUGGCUUCACCGCAAUCACCGCCAUAUUAAUCAGUUUCCGUGGAAACCGUCAAAACAAACGUCUAUGCGAAAAUGUUAGGGAUGGCAUCUUAAAAUUGUAUCAAAAAAUUAUCUUAUAAAAAAGUAAAUGAUGAAGAUUUCUCCAACUUGGGUUGAUAAAGUUCAAGAUAAAUCAGAACGAUGUAUAUAUGAUUUAUGCUUUAAUCCAGACGGGACUCAAUUAGUUAUUGCUGCUGGGCAGCAAGUUCUUGUUUAUGAAACUAGUGAAGGUGCUUUGAUUCAACCGUUAAAAGGGCAUAAAGAUGUAGUUUACUGUGUGUGUUAUGCAAGAGAUGGUAAAAAAUUUGCAUCAGGAAGUGCAGAUAAAAGUGUUAUAAUUUGGACAUCAAGAUUAGAGGGUAUACUGAAAUAUUCACACAAUGAAGCUGUUCAAGCUAUGCAAUUUAAUCCAGUGUCACAUCAGCUCUUGAGCUGUUCUCUAUCAGAUAUAGCAUUUUGGUCCCCAGAACAGAAAGCAAUUGUAAAGCAUAAGUCGAGAGGAAGGGUCAAUUGUUGUGCUUGGACAAGCGAUGGUCAAUACCUAGCCAUUGGACUGACAACUGGCUAUGUUUCUAUUAGAAAUAAAAAUGGAGAAGAACAGAUACGUAUUGAAAGACAAAAUGGAGUACCUAUUUGGAGUUUAUUGUGGAAUCAUCAGUGGGAGGAUCCAAAUGAUGUCCUUUGUAUCGCAGAAUGGAACGGAACUAUAUCCUUUUAUUCAAUGUCAGGAAAACAAGUUGGGAAAGAUAGAUUAUUAAAUUUUAUUCCUCUUAAAAUGUGUAACUUUGCAGGAGAUCAAUACAUUUUAAUUUCUGGAAGUAAUAAGCAAUGUGUAUUAAUGACAUAUGAUGGAAUCAAGUUAAUCAAUAUUGGUAAUACAUUUUCUUCUUGGGUUUGGAGUUGUGCUGUACAUCCAUCAUCUACACAUAUUGCACUUGGUUGUCAAGAUGGUACAAUAACAUAUUUACAGUUAUCAUGGGAUGUUAUACAUGGAUUAUAUGGAGAUCGGUAUGCAUAUAGAGAAAAUAUGACUGAUGUAAUAAUUCAAAAUUUAAUUACUAGCCAAAAAGUCAGAAUCAAAUGUAAAGAUUUGAUUUAUCGUAUUGCAGUAUAUAAAAAUAGAUUAGCAGUUCAGUUAUCCGAACGUGUGAUAAUAUACGAACCAUCAAAUUCUAACGAUGGAAUGCACUAUCGUAUACGUGAAAAAUUAAAUCAAGCAUUGAACUGUAAUUUACUUGUGGUCGCAGCAAAUAAUUUAGUUCUAUGUACUGAGAAGAGAUUACAAAGUUUAUCAUUUAAUGGAAUUAUAGGAAGAGAAUGGAUACUUGACGGACUAAUAACUUAUAUAAAAGUUGUCGGUGGACCAGCUGGACAAGAAUGCCUUAUUGCAGGUUUAAACACAGGUUACAUAGUGAAAAUAUAUUUGGAUAACCCAUUUCCAGCGUAUAUAGCAAAAAUAGAAAGUUCUGUAAGGUGCCUUGAUAUUAGUUCAUUAAAGGAAAAGCUUGCAGUUGUUGGUGAUCAUGGAAUUCUUUCUGUGUUUGAUUUGUAUACAGAAGAGAAACUCCAAGAAUUUCAAACUGUAAACAGUGUAGCAUUCAACAGUACUUUUGAAGAUAUAAUGUGUUUCUCUAGUGGAGAGUAUUUAACAAUUAAAGUUGGAACAUUUACGGAAUAUAGACAAAAAUUUUCUGGAUUUGUUGUUGGUCAUAAUGGAUCAAAAGUAUAUUGUUUAAAUGGUUCUUCUAUUGUUACAAUGGAGGUGCCGUUAUCGCUGUUUAUGUAUCAGUAUUUAGACAUCGGUCUCUUUUCUCAUGCUUAUAAUAUCGCAUGUCUUGGAGUGGCGGAUUCUGACUGGUUUUCCCUAGGCACUGCUGCUUUGGAAAACUUGGAAUUGAAUAUAGCAUAUGCUGCUUUUGCCAGAAUAAAAAAUCUAAAAUAUAUAGAAGUUCUGUCUGAAGUGGAAGAGAAACUGAAAUCCGGAGAAUGGGGAAAAGAAGCAUGCAUGGCUACUGCUGCGGCUGCUAUGGGAAAGUUAAAGGAUGCUGCAAAACUUUUCCAAAAAGCUGGUUUGCAACAAUAUGCAUUAACUAUGUAUUCUGAUCUACGGAUGUUUGAUAUUGCGCAAGAAUUUAUUGUUAAUGGAAAUAACCAGGACCGUACAAUCCUACUCCGUAGAAGAGCAGAAUGGGCAAAAAGUCUUGGGGAACCUCGUGCUGCAGCAGAAAUGUUUCUUUCAGCGGGGGAUAUAGAUCGCGCGAUUAACAUAAUUGCAGAAUAUGGCUGGAUCGAUAUGUUAAUUAAAGUAGGCAGACAACUUGAUAAAUUGGAUAGAGAUAAUCUAACAGUGAUUGCUAAAAAGUUAAAAAAUUUGGGUGCAACACAUGGUGCAGCUGAAAUUUUUAGUCGUUUGGGAGAUGAUCCUGAUGUAGCGGAUGUUUUAGUGGAAGCUCAAGCCUGGCCAGAGGCAUUUGAAUUAGCUGAAAGAAAUCCUAAAUUAAAAGCUAGAAUUUAUGGACCAUACGCUAGAUGGUUAACGGAAACUGGUCAUUUUUCUGAAGCUCAGGAAGCAUUUCAGAUAGCUGGCCAAUCAGAUGAAUCCAUAACAGUCUUAACAAUGUUAGCAAAGAAUGCAGUAACUGAAGAAAGAUUUCGCGAUGCUUCUUACUUUUACUGGCUUCUUUCUCAAAUCAGUUUAAACCUCAAUAAAAAUGUUGAGGAAUUGCGAAGUAUGUUUCUUCAGUAUCAUGAGAAAGCUGAAAUUUAUUAUGCUUAUUAUGAAAUACAUAAAUAUGUUGAAGAACCAUUUACAUCAUUAAUGCCAGAAGCACUUUUUAACAUUUCACGAUUUCUUUUAACAAAAACUGAAAACAUUCAAAUAGAAGGGGUUUCGAGAUUUACUAUACUAUAUACUUUAUUGAAACAAGCAUCCUUUCUUGGUGCUAAUAAAUUAACAAUGCAGCUGUUCGAAAAGCUACGCAAAACAAAAAUUCCAACGAAUCAACUUAGCCAGUUAGAAGUUUUGAAUUUAAUGUCUCGAGCCUCUGCUUAUAAAGAUCCCGAAGAUCUUUUGCCUCUUUGCUAUAAAUGUUCAACUUUUAACCCUUUGUUGCCCUCAAGUAAUCAAGGACAUUGUGUUCAGUGUGGUUUAAAAUUUCAAUAUUCCUUCGUAAUGUUUGAAAUUUUACCAUUAGUUGAAUUUGAAUUAGAAGAAGGUAUUUCAGACGAAGAAGCAGAAAAAUUAAUAAAUGAGUCACUAACUUCAUAUAAUGAUACAUCAGAUAAAGAUCAACUUUCUGUUACUUCUGAAGUAGAUCUCUUUACUGCACGUUUAAUGAAAUAUGAGGAAAAAUUGAACAUUUCCAAUAUUAUUGUGGGGAGAAAUGUUUUGAGAAGUAUGGAUCCAUGUACUGUAUUAAUUACAAAGUGGCCAAAACCAUUCAAAACAAAAUAUUUCAAAAAUUUGUUACCUGAUCUACAAAUUACUUUCUGCAAGUCUUGUUUAAAGCUGUUUCAUUUAGAUGAUUAUGAAUUGGCUUUAUUACGACAUGGGUAUUGUCCAUUUUGCAGAACAUCAAAUAAAGUCUCUGAUUAAAAUUUGUUAUCAAUUUAAGUAUAUUUAUGUUAACGCAAUUUUAUUUCUUUACU